AUGGCUGAUUGCAAAAUUGCUGAAACGCCUAUGAGUGCUAUUGAAACACUCAAGGUCGAAGAUGGUGGAUUAUCCGCGGAUGCAACCAGAUAUAGGAGGGUAAUCGGGAAGCUUCAGUAUUUGUCCUUCACUCGUCCAGACAUUUGUUUCUCAGUAAACAAGUUGUCACAAUUUAUGCAAACUCCCUCAGAGACUCACUGGAAAGUUGUCAAAUGGGAACUACGGUAUCUUCAAGGGACUGUUCAUUUUGGUUUGCGUUUGAUGAGCCGUAAUUCCCUCUCUUUACAUGUGUACUCUGAUGCGGAUUGGGCUGGAGACGCUAGUGAUCGCGCUUCCACUACUAGUUAUCUUUUGUUUUUGGGCAAAAAUCCUAUGACUUGGUCCUCCAAGAACCAAAGAACGAUUGCUCAUUCUUCCACUGAAGCUGAAUAUCGGGAAGUUGCAAGUUCCUUUGCGGAAACAAACUGGGUCACCAACCUUCUGGCUGAGCCGCAACUUAAACUUCACAGUGUCCCAACUAUCUACCGUUACAAUGUUGGUGCUACGUAG
Molecule: messenger RNA, 549 nt
Organism: Solanum tuberosum (potato)
Lineage: Eukaryota; Viridiplantae; Streptophyta; Magnoliopsida; Solanales; Solanaceae
Exons: 1
Coding region: 1-549 (182 amino acids)
Source: RefSeq, a predicted model, not a curated record